This is a messenger RNA of Eriocheir sinensis (Chinese mitten crab), 6020 nucleotides long. RefSeq lists its product as uncharacterized. The transcript is spliced from 9 exons. Bases 232 to 2028 code for a protein of 598 amino acids. Lineage: Eukaryota; Metazoa; Arthropoda; Malacostraca; Decapoda; Varunidae. The record is from RefSeq and is a predicted model, not a curated record.
UGGAAGUCAGUUGCCUGCAUCGUCUGCUUGGGAAAAGGCGCGAAGGGUUUUGUCUCGUGUGUACCGCUGUCCCGAUGCCGUUCGACGCCUCUCAUGCUGCCCCGAGGAUGGAGGAACGCUGCAGCAGGGUCGGCGGCAGUCCCUGAGACUCCCGCCAGUCCCCGCCAUGGCCCCGAGAAGAGCCCCGUCUUAGCCUUCGAUCAUGGUUGCCUAACGUGAGGCUCCAGAAGGAUGCCUGCCGAUGCCGAGGUCCCAGUGGUGGGGGUGCGGGGGGCGCAGGGGGUCGGGCGGGGGCAGCUCCCAGCCAAGACCUCCUCCAGGGCGUCCCUGUCCAGUGUGACCACCGCAACGCCCUCCUACUCCUCCUCCAGCUCCUCCGUGUCCUCGGAGGUCACGGGGCAAAUGAGGUCGAGUGACUCCCUGUCCUCCGUGGGGUCACCCUCCCCUGCCCCGUGCGAGCCCGCCGACCCUUCUCAGCAACAGCCAGCAGCCAUCCCUGCGUCAGUCCGAUCUCACUUCCCCCCGAGCACCGCUGCCACGCCCGCCGGGGGUCGUGACAGCCCCGAAGAGACGCCCACAGUCACUAUUUCUCGGUUCGUGGAGCCGGCGCCGCCUCCAGCCGCAGCCUCCUCCCCGGCUUCCUCUCACGUGUCUUCCCUUGCCGGACAGUCUUCCUCGUCAUCGUCGUCAUCGUCGUCCAAUUCAUCCUUUUCUUCGUCCUCUUCCUGCUCCUUCUCCUCCUCUUCCUCCUCAUCCUACUCUUCUUCUCCACAAUCCUCGUCGUCGCCGCCACCGCCACUCGAUGUCACGACCCUUGUGGCCUCCAUAUGCACGUCCCAGUCGCCUCCCACGGUGACGCCCUCCAUCUCUCUGGCGCCAGCAUCCCUGUCGCAGCUUCUGCCUCGCGGUUACUCCCCUACGGCGGCCAGGCUGGUGAGGACUUCCCCGCCACCCACCAUCAGCCUCACGCCCUCCCCCGUGCCACGGAGGUUUUCAGACGUUUCUAGCGGCUCGGAACACCUGGCGGGCUCCUCGCGGCCGCGGGCCCCAAGCCUCGCCUUGACGCAUCUGAGCACCAGCGACAUCACCGUCCCGCCCUGCCUUCACUCACCCCCACCGUCGUACGAUCAGUUAUGCAACCCCAAUGCGCUGCCGACGUAUCAGGAGGCGACGCAGAGCUCCAGCGACAAGCAUCGGCGAGGUGCACAGAGGACGGUGUUCACGCUGUCGUCUGGGAGCGAUGCCGCCGCCGCCGACCCCUUGGUGCAGGACGGGGAGCGAGGGCUGGGGGCCGGCCUUCGGGGGGGCAUGCUGGCGUCCCUGGCUGCCGAGCUGAGUGACUCCGAGGGCGGCUACUCCACCAUCCUGGACGCCAUCCCCCACGAGCACCAGCGGGACCCCUGCGCCACCGUCCCCAUCAGGUUCCUGCAGACUUGCUCACUGCGUCGUCUGCGGCCGCCCAAGCUGCAGCCGCCCUGCCUCACCUCCGUCUGCAACAAGGCCCUCGUAAGGAAGGAGCUGAACCGUCGGUGGCCGUUCAUCGCGGCGGCGCGGGAGGAUGACCAAUGUCCGGGGCUGCUGCUGGUUGAGUGCUCCUCACACCUGACCGUCGCCCAUUUGCCGGAGCCCGUGCGGUCGGGCGAGGGCGGUAGCGGCCUCCUCAGCGCGGGAGGCCUGGCGGUGGGCAGCGGCGGGGACUUGGGCAGCCUCGUUGGAGACAACUUCACAGACUUACCACUGGGCUCCCCCACCCUCACCUCCUCCAACGCCGCCGCAGCUGCCGCCACCGCCGCCAUUGACCUGGAGUCCGGCGCCCUCACGUCUCAAGUGUUAUUUUACCUGUGCGGGAAGUGUGUUGGAUAUGACUCGUUCGACAUAGACAACGUGAGAUCGCACAUCGAGUACGACUGUGCAGGGCCCCAGCACCAGUGGGGCAGCAACGCCGAGCUGUACCUGGUGCUGCGCGCGGUGCUCUUCGUCGUGGUGAUCAUCUUUGUGUUCGUGUGGCUCCCCUACCUGCAGUUGUGAGUAGCCUCCCUUACCUCCCUCCUACCGGCCUGUCACCCAUCCCUCUGUCCCUUCCUUCACCCUUUCCGAACUUUAUUCACUAUACCUUUCCGAGACAUACCCAUGCAGUCAGCGUCUUCUCUCCCUUUGCUCCGUGCACGCCCCAAGUGGCUCCUCCCCCCCCCCCCCCUUUCUUCCCCACAACUCAGCAUACUCUCCCCAUCCUCCCCUACAAAAUUCCCUUCCCUUUGUGUCCCUAACUCAACCCGGCGAACGUCACGUCUCGGCGGUCCACCAACCUCCGUGUGGGAACUGUUCUUAGUGUUAAGACUCCCGGAACGCACAGUGUUACGCUUAUACUCUCUAGGGCCGUGUGUGGACCGUCUUUCACACACACACACACACACACACACACUUUGCUUAGGCUGAGUGUGAUUUUUUUGUCACACACACACACACACACACACACACACACACACACACACACACACACACACACACACACACACACACACACACACACACACUGUGAUAGGUGCCAAGACGACCAUUUUUUGACCAAGUUAUUUGCUGAGUUUAAGUGCCAAGCUGUAUAGUCUGUAUGUGUGUGUGUGUGUGUGUGUGUGUGUGCUAUGAACCCUCUUUACGCAUACUAUUGUUCGGGUUCACGAUGAGAGAGAGAGAGAGAGAGAGAGAGAGAGAGAGAGAGAGAGAGAGAGAGAGAGAGAGAGAGAGAGAGAGAGAGAGAGAGAGAGAGAGAGAGAGAGAGAGAGAAUGUGGUCCCUAGCUCUAAAGAAACUGUGAUCGGUGUAUUGUCAUAAGAUUACGUUGUGGAACUUGACGAUAUAACUUAGAACCACUAUAGCUGCUGCUGCUGUUGCCGCUGCUGCUGCUAAUGCUGUUAUAUCCGUGUGUGUGUGUGUGUGUGUGUGUGUGUGUGUGUGUGUGUGUGUGGCCGCAGCUUCUUACGAGGGAUCCGCCUAUAAUGUCGUGCAAGUUUAAGGGUUAAUAAUAAACAAUAUCCAGUAAAUAGACGUAGGUGUAGCGAUGCAUGAGGGGCGGCUGAGCCAAGUGGCUGGGGCGGGGCGGGGCCGUGGCUGCCUGAUGGUGUGGUGUGGUGGUGAUGGGGUAGUGUGGUUUGUGGUGGUGAUGGGGUAGUGUGGUUUGUGGUGGUGGUGGCGGUGCGGUGCGGUGCUGUGGCGUGGAGUGGCCAGUGUAUCCAUAUUAGUGUUGGGUGAUGGUUGUGGUUAUGGUAGAAGUAGUGUGCGAGGGACAGGUGGUAAUGAUGGAGGGACAUUUUAUUAGUGUUGAUUAUGAUGUGACGGAAGGAAGCACAACAAACUAAAUAAAUAGCUCACUGAAUGCAUGUGUUGUGUGAGUGGAUAUAUCUAUGUAGCUUCCAGGAGGCCAUGAAGAGUCAGCGAAAUGCAUGAUAGUGGAUGCCCAGAUAUAACGACUCUUUUAAUCAGAAUUCAGACGUGCAAAGGACAGGACGAGGACAGCUGAAUGUUACUGAAAAGGACUUGACUGUUUUGUGAAGCUGGUCUGGUUGUCGGGUAAAGACAUAAAGAGUCAUAGGUUUUUGCACGGCCUCACUAACGAUGUAUAUGCUCAUCUCACAGGUUUUUAGGUUCUAGGUAGUUUUCUGACCGAGGUCGUGUUGGGGCUGCGUUGUGGGUGUGGUGCAGAAGACUGAGGAAAAGAGGAACGUAGGUAAAGCGAAACAGGGGAUAGAGGAGAGGGAUAUAAAGCUAAGAGAAGGAGAAGGAAAGGAAAGGGGGAGGAUAUUUAGGGAAGAGGAGAGCAGUUACGUGAGACUCAGAUGGGAGGACAGGAGAUAGGCAGGUGACCGAGGGGGGGGGGGGAGGGGGGAGGGGGAAGGAAGGCAGGGAACAGCGGUAAAGGAAUGACGAGUGGUUGUGGUGGAGGAGUGAUGUAGCGAUGGAGUGAUGAGUGGUGGUGGUGACGGUUCUGUUGGAGGGGCAAAGUGGUGGUGGUGGAUGCUUUGAUAGGUGGAGCAGUUGGGUGGUGGUGACGGUUCUGUUGGAGGGGCAAAGUGGUGUUGGUGGUGAGUGGUGGUGGUGGAUGCUUUGAUAGGUGGAGCAGUUGGGUGGUGGUGACGGUUCUGUUGGGGGGGCAAAGUGGUGUUGGUGGUGAGUGGUGGUGGUGGAUGCUUUGAUAGGUGGAGCAGUUGGGUGGUGGUGACGGUUCUGUUGGAGGGGCAAAGUGGUGUUGGUGGUGAGGAGUGGUGGAUGCUUUGAUAGGUGGAGCAGUUGGGUGGUGGUGACGGUUCUGUUGGAGGGGCAAAGUGGUGUUGAUGGUGAGGGGUGGUGCAUGCUUUGAUAGGUGGAGCAGUUGGGUGGUGGUGACGGUUCUGUUGGAGGGGCAAAGUGGUGUUGGUGGUGAGGGGUGGUGGAUGCUUUGAUAGGUGGAGCAGUUGGGUGGUGGUGACGGUUCUGUUGGAGGGGCAAAGUGGUGUUGGUGGUGAGGAGUGGUGGAUGCUUUGAUAGGUGGAGCAGUUGGGUGGUGGUGACGGUUCUGUUGGAGGGGCAAAGUGGUGUUGGUGGUGAGUGGUGGUGCAUGGUUUGAUAGGUGGAGCAGUUGGGUGGUGGUGACGGUUCUGUUGGAGGGGCAAAGGGGUGUUGGUGGUGAGGGGUGGUGCAUGGUUUGAUAGGUGGAGCAGUUGGGUGGUGGUGACGGUUCUGUUGGAGGGGCAAAGUGGUGUUGGUGGUGAGGGGUGGUGCAUGGUUUGAUAGGUGGAGCAGUUGGGUGGUGGUGACGGUUCUGUUAGAGGGGCAAAGGGGUGUUGGUGGUGAGGGGUGGUGGAUGCUUUGUUAGGUGGAGCAGUUGGGUGGUGGUGACGGUUCUGUUAGAGGGGCAAAGGGGUGUUGGUGGUGAGGGGUGGUGGAUGCUUUGUUAGGUGGAGCAGUUGGGUGGUGGUGACUGGUGAAUUUACGAGCCACCGAACGGCAGUGGCGGUAAAAACGGUAAAAGCUAAGAAGAGGUGAGUGAUGCAUCGUGUUGGUGGUAAUGGUGUAUCGGUCUUGUAACAAUCACCAGCUCAUCUUAGGGCGUUUGUAUGUACACCAAAACAAGGAAAAGAACCCAUAACUUCAACACAGGGAAUGAAGGUCGCGUUGUUAUUAUUAUUAUUAUUAUUAUUAUUAUUAUUAUUAUUAUUAUUAUUAUUAUUAUUAUUAUUAUUAUUAUUGUCAUCAUUAUUAUUAUUAUUUAUAUAUCUAUUUGAAGGGAGGGAUUACUUAUUCGCGUGUUGUAUAUAAAGAUGAAUUAAUGACAACGGUGGACUAAAGUUUUAUUUCUAAUUAUUUAUGGGGGUUGCUCACGAAGAUCUUUUAAUGUAUACUACUAAGUUUCUCCGUCUGCAUCAAUAUCAGCAGUUAUUCUUUCUUUGAUGUAUACGUAUACUCGGUGGUCCUACACGAUGAUGAUUUUUCUGCAGCUACAACAACAGUAUAUAUCGAUGUUACCGUGUAUUGUUUCCUUCCGUCGCCCUUUGUAUAUAAGCAAGCAACAAACAGGUCAACUUCUACAGGUCAACUCGUGUCCCAAAUGCACCAAGUCUUGCAGUUUACCUUGUAUGUUUUGUUUCGUCUUGUUCUUUUCUCCGAGGUGUGUCGAGGCGAGGAACCAACGAUGUGGCGGCGCUGCUGAAAGAUUUAUUUUUAUCUUUGUUGUGGUGUGUCUCCGUAAGUGUCAAGUCCUGUGUGUGUAAAUCCCGACUGUAAGUGUUCGUGGGCGAGGCGUCUCCGUCCGCCCUGCCGUGUGUGGUGUUUAAAGGAAGCUGUGACUGACCCAAACGACCCUCCUCCCCUCCUCCAUUCCCACCAUUCCCCUUCCACCUCGAUCUCCUCUAGUCGGACUUUAAGACACUGGUUUGACGAGGCUGACAGCAAGAGGACGAAGAGGAGGAGGAGGUGGUGGAAGUGCAGGAGAGAGGGCAGGGAAAGAGGCAGUAACGGCGUGGCAUUGAGACACAUAAACCCUUGUAUGUU